Molecule: messenger RNA, 1451 nt
Organism: Myotis davidii
Lineage: Eukaryota; Metazoa; Chordata; Mammalia; Chiroptera; Vespertilionidae
Product: CMRF35-like molecule 7
Exons: 4
Coding region: 101-697 (198 amino acids)
Cellular component (GO): plasma membrane
Molecular function (GO): transmembrane signaling receptor activity
Source: RefSeq, a predicted model, not a curated record
AGGCAGAAGGUGCAAGCGGGGCCCAGGCAGAGCUCUGGGUCCAGCUGGCAUCGCACUCGCCGGUGGAGGUCGCAGGGCCGAGGAGCCGGGGAGCAGGACCAUGUGGCUGCCCCCAGCUCUACUCCUUCUCAGCCUCCUAGGCUGUUUCUCCAUCCAAGGCCCGAAGGUGACGAGAGGCCUUGAGGGGGGCUCGCUGACCGUGGAGUGUCGCUACAAGCCAGGGUGGGAGACCAACAGGAAGUGGUGGUGCCGGGGAGCAGACUGGUAUGAUUGCCAGAUCCUCAUUCAAACCACAUCAUCGCAGCGAACGGUGCAGGGGCCCCGGCUGUCCAUCAGCGACAACCAGAGGGACCGCGUGAUCUCGGUGACCAUGUGGGGCCUCCGGCGCGACGACCAGGGCACCUACUGGUGCGGGAUCAAAAGGUUGGGCACGGACCGUGGGACACGAAUUCAAGUGAUCGUUGUUGGCCCAGAAAACCUGUCAUCCUGGACGACCGCCAACAGCACAGGGGUGUCCUCUGGCUCCCGCGUCCGGAACUACUACCUGCUCCUGGUGUUCGUGAAGGUGCCACUCUUACUCGUCGUGGUCGGCGCCAUCCUCUGGCUGAAGGGGCCCCCGAGGGUCCCCGAGGAGCAGUGGGAGCAGUCCAUCCACACCAACCUGGCCUACGAUCUCGCCGGAGACGCUACCCCUUAGACAGACGGACAGAGGAGAGACACUUGGGGCGCUGGACCCCGUUUCCAGAGGAGACCCGGGCUGGGAGGCACGCUCCUGCGAGGGUCCCCCAGUCCCCUGCCCGGCACAGCCAGGUACAGGGCUCGGACCCUCCCGACUGGGCAGCGCUGCUGGAGGGACACACCUGUUCCCACUUCUCCGGAUAGAACACAGCCCGGCCCUCCCAGCCCAGCUGGGUCCACUGAUGGUCAGCAGCUGUGGGAGGGAGCCCACGUUGGGACAGUCGUGUCCUCACGGGAGGACCUCAGCACAGAGCUGGGGAGUGAAGCGCAGAGAGAAAUGACAGGAAUGUGCCAGAAGGAGAGACAGGGCCAGUCCCCGGUUCCGGCCGGUCCUGGGGCCAGCUCCACACCCUGUGCCUGCUCUUCUGAUAUAAGUUUAGGGCUUUAACCUCUUCCUGUAGCUAAUCAGGUUGGGUUUCGAUGGCUCUUUCCAUGAGCGCACUGACUGAUACACACACAGGGACAGGAGUUUGCGGGGUUCCUGGUCUGGGGCCUGAGAGACUGGACGUCCCCUGGGCCUGGGGAGGACACUGCUCCGAGUUCACGGGGCUGAGGAGGGUCGGAGAGCCCAGGGCUGGCCUUCCGUCCUCCUCCCCACCCUCCUCCCGCAGCCUGGCUCUCAGCACAGCUGCUCGGCCUCCCUGGGGCUGCAGCCUCAGAAGCUACCUCAGGCCUGCGAGGGCGGCCAUAACGCGGAGGGGAUGGGUCUCUUU